Molecule: messenger RNA, 1023 nt
Organism: Colletotrichum costaricense
Lineage: Eukaryota; Fungi; Ascomycota; Sordariomycetes; Glomerellales; Glomerellaceae
Exons: 1
Coding region: 1-1023 (340 amino acids)
Molecular function (GO): monooxygenase activity; oxidoreductase activity, acting on paired donors, with incorporation or reduction of molecular oxygen; iron ion binding
Source: RefSeq, a predicted model, not a curated record
AUGGUCAAGUAUGGUGAUAGGCCACAACUUAUCAUGGCGCAAGAGAUGGUUACGCAGAACGGAUGGUAUAUUGGGACCUCUCGCACUCACCACAACACGCACAAGAAGCAGCGCAGGAUCCUCGCUGAACGACUCAGAGCCAAGACCCUGAAACAUUGGGCUCAUCCAGCCGUUCUGCCAGAGUCCAGGCUAUUAUUGCAGCGGCUGGUACGGGACCCAGACAGGUUUACCAGCAUCAUCAAGUGCUUUACAGUCAAUGUCAUGCUACGCACGACAUUCUCCCGGGAUUCGAUACCAAGCCUGGACAACCCCUUGGUCCAUCGUAUCAAUGAUGUCACGGAUCAUCAAUUUAUUUCGCAGAUCCAAGGUCGAUUCUGGGUAGACUACUUGCCUGAAUUGCAAAACCUCCCCGCAUGGUUACCAGGAAUGGGUUGGAAACGGCAGGGCCUUAAAUGGCGCCAUCAAGCUGACAGUCUCUUUCUUGAGCUCUGGAACGAAACUCGUCUCAGAAGCAAAGAAAAGACAUAUGGUUUCCCAAGCCUCGCACAAACACUAAUGGAGACCCAAAUGGAUCAGAUUAGUCUAUAUGAGGGUAUGACCAUCUCUGCUGCUAUGGUAGACGCCGGCACGGAAACACUCACAGGAACGAGCAUUGUCUUCAUCAUUAUCUUCAUGUAUUUUCCCCAUGUCUUAGCCAAGGCUCAAUCAGUCAUCGACGGAGCCAUUGGACGAGACCGGCUUCCAACCUUCGAUGAUAUAUCUCGAAUACCGUACAUUACAGCAAUGAUUCGGGAAGCCUUCCGCUGGCGAACAGUUGCUCCUGUGGCAAUUCCUCACUCUGUUGUCGAAGAUGACUUUUACGAGGGCUACUUGAUCCCAAAGGGAGCGACCGUAUUCGCAUUGUCGCAUUACAUACACCAGGACUCGAAGUUAUAUCCGGAUCCAGAUGACUUUAAACCCGAAAGGUUCUUGGACAGUGCAGGUCAAUUAAACGAUUUGCCGCAUGCUGGUUUUGGCUUGUGA